Botrytis byssoidea is the source of this 1149-nucleotide messenger RNA. RefSeq lists its product as uncharacterized. The record is from RefSeq and is a predicted model, not a curated record. The coding region runs from base 1 to 1149 and encodes 382 amino acids. Lineage: Eukaryota; Fungi; Ascomycota; Leotiomycetes; Helotiales; Sclerotiniaceae. The transcript has 4 exons.
AUGGCCAUGAGCAACUUAACUCCAUUUUUAGCUUCAUACAAUGAGCUUAUCGAACAGUGGCAGGAGCUAACUCGUAUCUUGAAAGGUAUAGAAGAGAAAUCAGUGGGGUUUCCAGAACUUAUUCGGAUGAUUUGGGUUUUCAGACAGUCUUGCGUUGAGUUUCAAAAAUUUCAGACCAAGCUGGAUUACUUCAACGCAGAGUCUCCAUCUGGUGAUCUCUUCGGUCACUGGCAAGAAUUAAGCUCUGAUUUCAAUAAGAUUCGAGCUUGUUUUGCUGCUCUUGAACGGAGCAUUGACAAGUAUCACCAUUCCCGAGCAAUGGCUAAACCAUCUCCUCUUACUCCAGUCGAUCUAUUUCGCCCAUCUGCCGAUUUUCCCAAUAUUCAUGACAGCAGAUCUAAUAUGGCCAAAAUGCGAGGCUCAAGGAUUAUUAAGAAGAAGCCGAGAAAACUCAUUAUCUCCAUUCCGGUUCACACAUUCGAGGGUUCGUUUUUCGACGGAACCAAAAAAGCGCGGAUUGUAAAAAGGGAGCCGGGGGAGUUGACCUUAAUCCUUCGAGUGAGCAAAGAGUAUCUAAGCUUAAAUGCGAGACCUCAAGUAGAUAUGGAAGAAGAAAUGCGACUUUCUGUUUUGCGCCAUCAAAAAGCAAAAGAAGAAGAGGCAAGGAAACAAGCAGAGGCAGUUAUAGAGGCAGCGCAGAGAGCAGCUUUCGAGAAAGCAGAAUCUGAAGUGAAACUUCAAGCAGAACUUGAAGCAAGGCUCCAAGUGAAAAUUGAAGCAGAAUCUCAGACAAAAGCUCAAGAGACUCAACCUCAGCAGGUCGCCAGCCAUACUCUGGUGGAUCUUAAUGAAAACAUCACUCGCAAUAACUGCAAAAGAGCUUUCACUGACGACGGUAUGCCUUUACCAUUGUCAAGAGUUCAAGCACCAGACAUGGAGGAAAUACGAGUUGCUCUUAUUACUACUACAAACCAGAUGUACGUCAGUAAUAAACAAACAGUCAAAGCUUGCGCAAUCAAACGUAGAGUUAGGAAGCAGCUUCAGCUUGAUAAGAAUUUCUUCGAGGAGAAUGGUUGGCCAAAAAGAUGUGAAAUCAUCAUCCUGGAGGCAUUCAAGGAGGCCUGGUGUUCCGAACUUGUGGGAUAUUAG